CCAACUACCUUUAGUGAGGUAUUCCGGUGUAUCUUUGAUUAUAUAGAUAAACUUUUUGUAAUGGUAAGACCUCGAAAGCUACUAUAUAUGGCUAUUGAUGGUGUUGCUCCAAGGGCUAAAAUGAAUCAACAGCGGUCUAGACGGUUUAGAGCAGCUAAAGAUGCAGCAGACGCGGCAGCUGAAGAAGAGCGAUUGCGGGAGGAGUUUGAGAAGGAGGGGAGAAAACUUCCACCUAAAGAAAAGUCACAACUGGUUGAUUCUAAUGUUAUCACUCCAGGAACUGGCUUCAUGUCUGUUUUAUCAAUUGCACUGCAAUACUAUAUUCACCUUAGACUAAACUAUGAUCCUGGAUGGAAAAAGAUUAAGGUUAUUCUUUCUGAUGGAAACGUUCCUGGUGAAGGGGAGCAUAAAAUCAUUUCUUAUAUCCGUCUUCAAAGGAAUCUUCCUGGUUAUGAUCCAAACACAAAACAUUGUCUGUAUGGCUUGGAUGCUGAUCUGAUUAUGCUUGCCUUGGCUACACAUGAAGUUCAUUUUUCAAUCCUCCGGGAGAUUGUCUUCACUCCUGGACAACAAGACAGAUGUUUUCUAUGUGGUCAGAUGGGCCACCUAGCAGCAGAUUGCAGAGGAAAGGACAAGAGGAAGGCCAGGAGAGUUUGAUGAGAAUGUGAUGAGAGUAUCACGGUCAAGAAACCAUACCAGUUCCUCAACAUUUCAACUCUUAGAGAAUAUCUGGAAUAUGAGAUGAGGAUUCCUAAUCCUCCAUUUGAGAUUGAUUUCGAGUGCAUUGUUGAUGAUUUCAUUUUUAUGUGUUUCUUUGUUGGCAACGAUUUCUUGCCACAUAUGCCAACAUUAGAGAUUCGUGAGGGUGCUAUCAACUUAUUGUUGGCAGUUUAUAAGAAGGAAUUUAGGUCAAUUGGAGGGUAUUUGACUAAUGCGAGCAAGCCAAAUUUGAGGAGAGUAGAGCACUUUAUUCAGGCUGUUGGAUCCUAUGAAGAUCAAAUAUUCCAGAAAAGAGCACGCCUGCAUCAG
Carica papaya (papaya) is the source of this 1029-nucleotide messenger RNA. The record is from RefSeq and is a predicted model, not a curated record. Lineage: Eukaryota; Viridiplantae; Streptophyta; Magnoliopsida; Brassicales; Caricaceae.